UUUGGAAUUAUGACAACCACAUGACGUUAACGUCUAAUUAUGAAAUGUCUUUUGUUUAUUAUACCACAAAUAUAUUUGUAUAUACGUAUUGGUUCAAACUAGUUUCAAUGUUACUUUAAGCGGUUUAAAGCAUUUUUCGCGUACGCCAGCGUAUCGGGCUCAACUAGACGCCAGACAUAAUACAUUUCUUGACAAUGUCAACGCUUGCUGGAAAGUAUACUCCUAUAGUAACAGCAGGAAACGAAUGGUGAAAUUAGAAAGUCCCCACAGAGCAAGUUAAAAUGUGAGGUUAUAAACCAGGCAGACCCCAUAUAGCCAGACCACUCCUUGCUGUCAAGACGCGCUUCCGUGUUUACGCUCUCACCAAAAAAAAAAAAAAGAAAAAAAAAACACUGGCGGCGGUGGGGCGAAUGUUUACCGAGCAAGCAUCGAGUGGUGGCGAGGGAAGUGACAGUCACACUGGAGCCUUGCUGUAUGGUAAAAACACAGGUGAUCGGCUUCCACGGUUACAUUAUACAGCGUAAUGUUCACACGAAGGGGUCAUGGAGACGUCAAGAAAUCUACACAGAAAGUUUUGGACCCAAAGAAGGAUGUUGUGACUCGGCUGAAACACCUGCGCUCGCUGUUAGAUAUCAUUGACAAGAGUGAGCUGAAGCCCUUCUUCGAGAACAACUGUUCACAGAUUUAUUUUAUCUUGCAUGAAAAUUUCAUUACACUGGAAAGCAACUUAAAGCAAAAAGGGAUCAAAUCUCAACGGGAGGAGCUGGACUCCGUCCUCUUUAUUUUUGAAAAAAUUCUACAACUUCUACCGGAGAAAAUCUACAACCGGUGGCAGUUUCACAGUAUCGGUUCUAUUCUGAAAAAGCUUCUACACACUGGAAAUUCCUUCAAGAUCCGAUGUGAGGGGAUCCGUCUCUUCCUGCUAUGGCUGCAGGCCCUGAGAGACAACUGUGCUGAGGAGCAGUUUCUUAUCUUUGCCUGUCUGGUGCCAGGUUUCCCGGCAGUGCCCUCAUCCAGAGGGCCUUGCACCCUUGACACCAUCAUAUACAACCCCUUCUCUAACCCCCCUGAUGCCAAGGUGGUGCCUGAAGAGAUCACCCCCCUUGUUCCUGCUGUGGUCGGCGAAAAGGUAGCAGAUGACCAGACUUGUUACAUCCUUGAAACCCUGCUCAAGUUCAUGGUUGUCCAGGCAUCCAGUUUAGAGUGGAAGAACAAAGAGAACCAGGAGACGGGCUUCAGGUUUCUCUUCAGCCUGUUCAAGAAGUACUACCUUCCACAUCUAUUCCCCUCAUUCACUAAGCUCACAAAUCUCUACAAGCCGUUAUUAGACCUCCCACACCAUAGACCAAAACCUUUGUAUGUACCAGUGACAAGGAACAAUGAGAGCACCUUCUGCACCAGGGACCAGUACCUGGCACCCCGUGUGGCCUUCAUCACUUGGCUAGUCACCUUCUUCCUGAAGAAGAAGUAUGUCAGCAGUGCUGUGGCAGCUCAAAGCACCAAGAAUGGCACUGAAGUCCUUCCCAAACUCAUCCAGACUGUAACUGCAGGCAGUAGCAGCCAGGAGAAGGAAAAGGAGAAGAUUUUAGACAGUGAUACAAAUGGACCUGCCGGGGAGCCGGAGAAGAGCCACUCCAACAGCAGCACGCUGUCAGACCGACGGGCCAGUGAUUCAAGUUUAUGUAGCAUCGAGGAGGAGCACCGCUACGUCUAUGACAUGGUGCAUGCCAUCCUACUAUCUACCAGGGACAAUGUGAAUUUUGUAAACGAGGUCUUCCACCAGGCUUUUUUGUUACCGUCCUGUGAGGCAUCAGCAACCAGGAAGGUGAUCAAAGUGUACCGAACAUGGAUACUACAGGAGAAGCCCAGCUUUAUGACAGAACCUGACAAAAUUAUACAGGAGGAUGAAGUGGAUGACGGCACUGAGCAGAUUAUUAGCGCAGAGAAUAACAACAUGCAAGCACAGAUAUUGGAGAGUCAUGGCCACAAGCGGUCAUCAAGCUGGGGGAGGACUUACUCUUUCAGCAGUGCCAUCAGUCGAGGCUUCCUCACUGAGGAGCAAAACAGGGACAUCAAAGCAGGCAUACAGCCCACACUACAGGUGUUCCUGACCAACUCUUCAAAUGUGUUCCUCCUGGAGCCAUGCCAGGAUGUACCCAAGCUUCUGGAAAAUCAAGUCGAGGUCUGCAAGUGUGUGCUCAGCAUCUACCGGCACAUGAUCAUGGAGCACACAAUGAACUCACAGACAUGGGAGCAGAUGUUGCAGGUGCUACUGAGAAUCACUGAAGCUGUGAUGAAGAGGCCUUCAGAAAACCAAAGAAAAGACAGCUUUGCUGAAAGUUUGGCGUCUAUACUUUUUCGGACCAUCAUUGUAGCGUGGGUGCGAGCCAACCUCUGCGUAUACAUCUCACGGGAGCUGUGGGAUGAGCUGCUAACAGUGUUGUCAUCCUUGACGUACUGGGAAGAGCUGGUGACAGAGUGGGCCAGCAUCAUGGACUCCCUGACAGCUGUGCUGGCCCGCUCUGUUUAUGGCCUGGACAUGGCCAAUUUGCCACUGGACAAACUCAGUGAACAGAAGGAGAAGAAGCAGCGAGCACGUGGAGUGAUACCGGACUCCCAGAAGGCAGCAGCAGUGGCACGUUCCUUCUCACUAAGUUGGAGAAACCAAGGGGACGUGAGCGGGCCAGGAGUUCAGGAACCAAUGAGAAUUCGCUCUGCCACCACAUCUGGUGCUCCGGGUGUGGAGAAGGCCCGCAACAUUGUCCGACAGAAGGCUUCUGCUAAGCGAAGCCAGUCCAUCAGCAACUGUGUUCACCUAUGCGAGGCUAUGCCCACUACUAAAAGCGUUCCUAUGCUGCUCCACACUGUGAGCUCUUUCUUGCCUGGUGUCUCUUCUGGUAACUCUGCUUGCUCUCACAGACUCUCAGAUGUAGAGGAGUGUCAGCUUUCAGAAUGUGGGGAGGAGCUAGGAGGAGGAGAUGGACCACUCCCACGGAGCAGCAGCACCUCAGACAUAACCCAGCAACUCUCUGACACCUUACAAGCCCAAAAGAGAGAGAACUCGCCUACUUCCUGUGGUUCUGACAGCAGAACCUCUGAGGACAGAAGAGAGAACAGUGAACCCCCAAUGAUCCUGAUCCGGCGAAGCAGCAGUCCCCCUGAUACAGAAGAUAAUUCUUAUGGUUACCAGCAGUACACAAGAGCAAAGCUCAGAGAGAAAAGCGAGAGUAUAAGUAGCGAGACAUCCAACGGCUACCUCAACGAAGCAGAGGUUACCUGGCAGGCCUUUGAGGAGGAGGCUGAUAGUCAGUCCACGCAGUCAACCCAUAUGGAUGUGAUUGCUGACCCACAGAGCCAGGGGAGUCUGCUGCUUAGUCACCAUGAAGCUCUAGCAGGUCCUGAGUGUGCUUUCCCUCCCCACUCUACACCCCCACCCGAACACCUCAACCACUACCACUAUCCUCAGAACCCCCCCGCCUCCCCAGCCCUCAUGGUGCACACUGAGUGCCCGCAGGAUUACCCUCUGGACGACAACAUGCAUCAGUCUGUCUUACAUAUGCCACACCACUUGGACAGUAGCGAGUGCCUGGCUGAUGAUGUCAGCAUAAUUGCUGGUGGGACCCUGACAGGAUGGCAUGCCGAUUCCGCCUUUGUCCUGUGGAGGAGGAUUUUAGGUAUACUUGGAGAUGUCAACAACAUCCAAUGCCCCAAAAUCCAUGCCAAGGUCUUUUCCUAUCUGUAUGAGCUCUGGCAAAAACUGGCCAAGAUCCGAGACAACCUUGGAAUCAGUGUGGACAACCAAACUUCUCCUCCCCAGCCUGCUUUCAUCCCUCCCCUCCGUAUGCUCGCCUCAUGGCUCUUCAGGGCCACCAUGCUCCCAGCAGAAUACAAAGCAGGCAAACUGCAGGCCUAUAAGUUGAUCUGUGAAAUGAUGACCAGGCACCAAGAUGUCCUCCCCAACAGCGACUUCCUGGUGCACCUCUAUCACAUCUUGCACAAGGGCUUCACUAGUGAUGAUCAGGAUGCAUUAAACACCAUCAUUCGUUCCUGCUCUCCACGAUUUUUCUUCCUCGGCCUGCCGGGCUUCACUAUGCUGGUUGGAGAUUUCAUCACUGCUGCUGCCCGUGUCCUCAGCUGUGACUCUUCAGAGGCUCCCAGGAUGGAGGCUCAAACAAUCCUUGGCUCUUUAGUAUGUUUCCCCAACCUUUAUGUCCACAUUCCAGUCCUGCGGAGUGUAGCUGGCUCUGAUGACAUUGUUAUAGGAAAUGAGGAUAUCAAGGAUUAUCUUGUCAACAUCCUUCUUGAGGCCGCAACAAAGGAACACUGUGAACGGGCUAGGUGUAUUGCUGUGUGCAGUCUGGGCCUGUGGGUGUGUGAGGAGCUGAUGCAAGAAAAAAUCCAUGACCAGGUGAAAGACGCCAUCAAUGUCCUUGGAGUAACAUUAAAGUUUGGAAACAAAGCAGUGGCUCAGGUAGCCUCUGACGUGUUUCAGUUGCUCAUCUCUCACUGGGAGCCUCUCCAAAGUUUGGAUCCUACUCUGCCUAAGAAAAUCAUUGAAAUAUUUGUGGCCACAAUAGCCUUUUUGUUGCCAAGCGCAGAGCACUCAACAGUGGAAGCGGACAAAAAGUUGAUGGUGUCCCUGCUGCUUUGUCUAUUGGACUGGUGCAUGGCUGUUCCCUUGAAUCUGCUGUUGGAACCUAUUACCAUGUCUGUGCUGGAGGACAACACAUCCCACAGAGCCCCACUACUGGACUACAUAUACAGGAUGCUGCACUGCUGUGUGUCAGGCUCGACACUCCACACGCAGCAAAGCCACUACCUCCUCAGCCUAGCAGACUUGUCCACAGACUACGACCUCAUGUUGGGACAGGUUAAGAGCUUUGAGCCGCCGCCUUCCCAGCCAACCACCACAGACUUUGGCAGCUUGCUCACCGUAGCAGAGGAAAAGCGUCGCCGAAGCAUGGAGCUGAUUCCCUUGACAGCACGGAUGGUCAUGACACACCUGGUGAAUCAUUUGGGCCAUCAUCCUCUGAGUGGAGGCCCUGCCCUUCUUCAUAGUCUAGUGAGCGAAAAUCAUGACAAUCCAUACGUGGAGUCCUCAGAGCUGUCCUCAGAGGUUUUCAAAAGCCCCAAUCUACAGCUGUUUGUGUUCAAUGACACCACACUGGUGUCCUACCUGCAGAUCCCCACUGAGACUCCCUCUGUCGGAAAUCCUCCUCACCUCUCCUCCCAGGUGCGCGUCAUUGUCCGUGACAUUUCAGGCAAAUACUCAUGGGAUGGGUCAGUUCUGUUCUCUACAAGUCAGGAAGACUCUGAGCAUAUUGAAGUUUUUAAUUCAGUGGAUCACACACUUUUGACAACCACUAAUGCCACACAUAGCAGUUGUUGUUCUCCAACAAGAGGACCGUCCAAGUAUCAUUCCUCUGGCUCAGAUGCCCUCUCUGACUUGUGCGAUGUGGAAGAAGUGGAUGUUCUCGAUAAACUUUUGGAGGAACUUGGCCAGACCAGCCCAGAAUGUCUGCCCCAGUCUCAGCUCAAGCUAAAUCAGCCAGCCCCAUCACCCUCAGGCAUGAACUUGGAGCAAGAGAGCGCCAUCCUUAGUGCCAUUCUCCGCCAGACUCAGCAGGAAGAAGAGCAGGUGAGGAGGUGGGACGCUGAUGUCAGCUUUCGGGCUGCCUGCCAGAGAGAACCAUCCCACCAGGAGCCCAAAGCACCUUUUUAUUUUUGUCGGCUGCUGCUCAAUGACCUUGGAAUGAACUCUUGGGACCGAAGGAAAAGUUUCCAUUUGCUGAAGAAGAACUCCAAACUUUUGAGGGAACUAAAGAACUUGGAUUCCAGACAGUGUCGAGAGACUCACAAGAUCGCUGUUUUCUACAUUGGUGAAGGCCAAGAAGACAAGUGCUCCAUCCUGUCCAACAGUGCCGGAAGCAAGGCUUAUGAAGACUUUGUAUCCGGACUUGGCUGGGAGGUGGACCUAGCCACACACUGUGGCUUCAUGGGGGGCCUCCAGCGGAACGGCAGCACAGGUCUAACUGCUCCGUACUAUGCUACCUCCACUGUGGAAGCCAUCUUCCACGUCUCUACGCGUAUGCCAUCUGAUUCUGAUGACUCCCUCACCAAAAAGCUGCGUCACCUUGGAAAUGACGAGGUACACAUUGUGUGGUCAGAGCACACCAGGGACUACCGGCGUGGCAUCAUUCCAACGGACUUUGGAGACGUGCUGAUUGUCAUUUAUCCGAUGAAGAACCACAUGUAUUUCAUCCAGAUCAUGAAGAAACCACAGGUUCCCUUCUUUGGGCCUCUAUUUAAUGGUGCCAUCAUCAAUGGGAAGCUACUGCCAAGCUUAGUGCGGGCCACUUGUAUCAAUGCCAGCAGAGCUGUCAAGUCCCGACUGACACUCUACCAGAGUUUCUAUGAAGAAAGGGCCCUCUACUUGGAAGCCAUUGUCCAGAAUCACAGGGAGGUCAUGACAUUUGAAGACUUUGCCUCACAGGUGUUCUCUCCCUCCCCUGGCUAUCCAACGAGCGGGACAGCGUGCAGGCGUUGGCCGGGGAUGGUUUGGGACAUGGAAUACCCCUGGGCCAAACUGGACUUCAUUGACCUCCACACUCCUCCUUCUCCUCACCUUGGAACUUCAAAGCAACAUCAGAGCUUCCUGCAUGAAUUAAAAUUUCUUAACGGUCCAAAUUCUGUAUAUGAUGAAGGUUCCCUCUCUAGCAGCACAAACACUGAAGUCUCCGCCUCCUCCUCUUCCACCACCGCUGCAGCAUCGACAGACCCUGUUGACCAGGUUUCUCCCACCAUGCCCCGUGCCGCAAAGAACCGAGUUUCUGGAAAGCUCCGCCGAUCAGCGAGCGCGAUAAGCAAAUCGUCCAACUGAUUUCAAAUACAGCAAUGUAAUUCUUGAAGAGCCACGACUGCAAGAACGUCGCAGCUUGUUUUUGUUGUGUUUUUUUAAUCUCAUGUCAUCCAUAACUGGAGGGCAAUGCAAUGUUUAAUUUAAGUGGUAAUCAGUCAGUUUGUUGGGACAUUUCCUCUUCAAGAUGAACAUGAGCCAUGUGUUCAGCCACUUUGACUGUGGUGUCUUUAAGAAAUGUGAGAAGUGUCAUUUUUUUUACUUGUCUCCUCUAAUGCGUUUGAGGAAGAAUGCUUUCUUGGAAAUGGGAGCCUGCUUUUCCUUUCACUCCUUUAUUGCAACUCUUAAUGUAACACAGCACUGAUGCCAUAGAUCAGGCAGCUUGACUUACAUUUAUUCUGCCUUUCCCCUUCCCCACUUUUAUUUUUGCAUUGGUGUUGAAGGUGCCACAUGAGCAAAGUGGGCCCCUCAGCACCAUCUGCCAACAAGUAGAGUGGACAAUCACUGACAUCUUUCUAACUUGAGCGGAACUGAACGUUGUCGCGAUGCUUUUUUUUUUUUUAAUCACUAAUUUUCCUUUUGUAAACAGAUUCAAAUAGAUUGUGUCGUGAUUUGAUUUAUGCAACUCUGCUGGAAUGAGAAAAGACUGCGUUUGUAAUUGCAUUGUGAUGUUGUUAACAUAGGCUUGUGUCCGGUAAUUGAAUAAGUCCCUCCUGUCUCUUUCCUCCUCGAUUAGUUUCCCUGUCCUGACAUCGACAUUCCAACAUUCCGCCCAUUGAUUUUUUUGUUUCUUUGAACAUUUUCAUUUUCCCUUUCAUUAACUAGCAUUGAAUGUUGUAUGCGUAUCGCUUUAAAAGUUAUGUUUCUUAGAUGUAAAUAGAGAGUCCUAUUUGAUUAAUUAUUUUUGCUGUUGUGUUGUCCAAUAUGUUCCUGUGUAUUGUAAAACUACCGCAAGAGCCUCAGGUGAAUCUUUACGCCAUGCACUGAUGAUUCUUUGUGUGUGUGUGUGUGUGUGUGUGUGUUUGUGAGAGUGUGAGACAUUUUCUCCCAGUGCCUGUGUAAUGUCUGUCCGCCGUGUGACACAAAACAUGGACACCCUUUUGUCAUGAGUGUGUUUCCUUCCCAUGUGACCCUCAACAAAAACAACAGCAGAUGGAUUUCCAAUGGCGGCUUCUCUUAAUUAUAGGUGCUACGCCUCUCCCUCUUGUCUUUACCUGUGAAUGGAAUCAAGUGCGUCUCCUCCUCCUCCCCAUAAUCGUCUUUGCACCAUGUCUCCACCAGGUUGAGUUUGGCUUGGCAUGCCUGAGGUGAACACUCCCAGCCUUCCUAGCAACGGCCGGGCUGGCACUCUCACCUCUCCCAAGCUGCUCAGGUUGCCAUGGCAGCCAGGUGUUUCCCCACAUACAUAGGUACCCUCUGAGGGCAACGUUAUCCUCACCUGGUCACAUUAAUAUGCCUUACUUUUCCACUCCUACUCCUCCAUGCACGUCUCAGCUGUUAUGUUUGCUCAUGUGGGAUACAAACACAAGGCUGGAGAGAUGUUUGUGCUCGUUCUGUUUGGAAGAAUGUAUAAAUCAAUACAAUGGAUCUCGGUCACAUUGAGGGUUUUUAUUCCACUUGAAAUAACUAUCUAAAGAUUGCAGUUUAGUGAUGUCUGUGCACUAGUGAUUGCAGGUGGACCAAGAUUGAAACCAUUGUCUUUUGUGAUGAAAAUGACUUCUUAGAUUUCCCACCUUUUCCUCCUCUUGGUUCUCUUUUUAGCAUUCCUUGUAUAUGGUGUCAAAUUUGAACUUUAAUAUAUAUGAAUGCCUGUAAUAUCUUUUUAUAUAAGAGCACACAGGGAUUUAAAGAAAAAAAAGUUGAGGAUUUCAGCAUCUCGUCAACAUAUCAGAUUGUUUUUAAUGCCCUGCUAUCUUUAUUAGAAAUGUGAACACUGGAACAUUUCAUUAAAUGCAAUUUGAAAUUGUA
This is a messenger RNA of Dunckerocampus dactyliophorus (ringed pipefish), 8824 nucleotides long. RefSeq names its product Ral GTPase activating protein catalytic subunit alpha 2 (gene ralgapa2). Lineage: Eukaryota; Metazoa; Chordata; Actinopteri; Syngnathiformes; Syngnathidae. Gene Ontology annotation, cellular component: cytoplasm; nucleus. Gene Ontology annotation, biological process: positive regulation of GTPase activity; regulation of small GTPase mediated signal transduction. The transcript has 44 exons. Bases 524 to 6880 code for a protein of 2118 amino acids. The record is from RefSeq and is a predicted model, not a curated record. Gene Ontology annotation, molecular function: GTPase activator activity.